Metarhizium acridum CQMa 102 is the source of this 2085-nucleotide messenger RNA. RefSeq lists its product as uncharacterized. Lineage: Eukaryota; Fungi; Ascomycota; Sordariomycetes; Hypocreales; Clavicipitaceae. The record is from RefSeq and is a predicted model, not a curated record. Gene Ontology annotation, biological process: biosynthetic process.
AUGGUCGGUAGGCCGAUGCUGCUGUGGAUCAUCGAUCAUCUGAGCCUGCGGCCCUGCGAUACAUUGUGGGUGACCAUCAAUAAAGAAAUUAACGACAACUUCCAAGUUGGACAGCUGUUGGCCAAGUCGUAUACCAAGAUCGACAUUCGAGUUGUUAGAUUGCUGCAUCAGACCAAAGGUGCGGCCGAGACUCUUUACGUUACGACGCAGGGCAUGCAAGCCGAGCAUUUGCAACGCAGAACCAUUUCAAUAGACUGCGAUACCAUCUAUUGGACUGAUGUUCUCCAACUGGCCAGGAACCUGCCGGCUCAGUACGGCUCUUGCAUCUACUUCUCUGACAAUGGAGAUCGCCCAAUCUAUUCUUACAUUAAAACAAAAAACGAAGAUGGCCUGGAGAAAAUUAUCGACAUCCUAGAGAAGACAGCCAUCUCAACCAAAGCGAAUACUGGUGGUUAUGUGUUUCCCUCGGCACAUCAGCUCAAGUUUUGGGCAGCACAGUACCUAGACAAGCCAGAGUAUCUCAAUUCUGACCUUGCAGAGUAUUUCACUUCUAGGCUAGUUGGACUCAUGCUGGAGAACGGCAUCCCAUUUCUAGCAGUGCCCGUCAAUGAACAAGAUUUCAAUGUCGUGGGCACACCGGAGCAGUUGACGAGCUUUCUUGCCAGGGCCAAGUCUGGUAGUCUGCCUUCCAAAAUUCCCCGAAGGAAAAGCCGAUUCUGCUUCGAUCUGGACAUGACUCUGGUGGGAGCGCCUGUCAUAGCAGGCGACUACUCUACUUGUCCGCCAAUCGAGGCGAAUAUCAAGUUGGUCCAGCAACUUUAUCAUGCUGGACACCAUAUUAUUAUCCAAACCGCCCGCCGCAUGAGAACACACCACGGAAAUGUUGGUGCCGUUAUAGCGGAUAUCGGCACUACGACGUUCCAACAACUAGCAAAAUACAAGAUACCCUUUCACGAUAUCCACUUUGGCAAGCCCUAUGCAGAUGUAUACAUCGAUGACCUUGCUGUCAAUUCUAAUCUUGACACGAUUCAAGAAGUCGGAUGGUUGCUAGACGAUCCUGAUUCGUCUAGUCAGGAAGUUACCAAGGUUGGGAUGGUCGCAGCUCGGGAUUUUAAUACCAUUCAAAUUGUCAACAACCAGGUCAUCAAGUCAAGCAAACGCGACCACAUUUUAGGAGAACUGUUUUUCUACUCGCGUGUCCCAUUGGACAUGGCACGGUACUUUCCUAGCAUUUACAGUGCCGACUACAUCAAGGACACGUCAACAUAUGUAAUUCAAAUGGAAUAUUGCCCCGGCGUGACAUUUUCCCAUCUGCUAGCCGGUCGAUCCAUCACCAAGGGCCGCCUGCAUUUGUUUCUGACAACAUUGCACAAAAUCCACACAGCCACGUCUCCCUCGGUUGAGACGCUCGGUAUUUCUCCCGCGCUAAAAGAACAAUUUGAGAAAUAUCGCCUCGAGGACCCCAAUGCCAAGCCGGACAUCUAUGCCAACUAUAGCCAAAAGCUACGUCGAAGGUAUGAAGAGAAUGCGGACCGCUACGCCAGUCUAGGACUACUCGCCGGAGGCCUCUAUGGCCGCAUCAAAGAAUUCCUCGAUACGUACGAGGCGGAAAGAAUGGCGGUGCCAGCCGACGUCAUACACGGCGACCCGGUCUUUAGCAACGCCAUCCUCUCAGCCGACGGGAAUGCGGUCAAGUUUAUUGACGUCCGGUGCCGGCUCGGAAACGUCUUAACCACCGCUGGAGAUGUCAAUUACGAUCUUGCAAAAGUCCUCCAGUCGCUCUGUGGUUACGAUCACAUAGCUCUUCUCUGCGAAAGAAAUGUCAAAGACGUACAUGGAUUUGCGCACGAGAAUUCUCCGGUUACAACAGAAUCCGAUGAUGCACUGCUUAGGAGCUUGAGAAAACAAUUCUUCCAAUUUGUUCGGGAGACGUACCCAGGCAGCCCGCCUCCCAAAACUCUCUAUGGCCUGACUGCGGCUCUCUUUUUCAGUCUCAUUCCCCUUCACCGUGCUGAGCUAGGUCAGGUGUUUCUUAACAUGUGCAAGGAAACAUUGGACAGGGCCACUGACGGACCAGACUUUUAA